Porites lobata is the source of this 3451-nucleotide messenger RNA. NCBI's taxonomy places the organism in Eukaryota, Metazoa, Cnidaria, Anthozoa, Scleractinia, Poritidae. The record is from the annotation of a GenBank genome assembly.
AUGCUAAACGCUAUCUCAAAACUGACUACCGCGUGCACUGUCAACAGUACUACUCUACUUGCGCUGACCACUGUAGCAAGUUUGCGCUUAGUGAUCCUGUUGAUCCCUAGCUACAGCAUCCUUGUCCGCAUCAGCAUCAAUCGAUUUGCGAGCAAUGCCAAGAACUGAAGGAUGUUCUGUUAGAGUGUGCUAAUUACAUGGAAUCCAUCCUCUUGUCCAAGGAACAGCUUGUAAUUGUAGGGGACAUGAAUAUUCAUGUAGAUGAUUCAAGUGAUGCGGAUGUGCGUAAUCUCUUGGAUUUAUUGGAAUCAUGAGGGUUACAGCAGCAUGUCAGAGGACCAACACAUAUUCAUGGACAUACUUUGGAUCUUGUUGUUACACGCCUAGCUGAGAAUAUUAUAUUAGACACGCCUAAGGCUGACCGCUAUCUGUCUGAUCAUGCUGCUAUUCUAUGCAAGCUAACGUCAUCUAAGCCACUUAAUACUGUCAAGGAGGUGAAGUACCGAAGGACCAAGUCUGUUGAUGUCUCCGCCCUUUCGUGUGAUUUGGGGGAGUCAUCGUUAUGUAUCAUCCAGACAUCCUCAGCGCUUGCGACCUGGAUUCUCUUGCCUGUAAUUAUAACACCACUCUGUCUAGCGUUAUCGAAUCACACGCGCCACUUAAAACGAAGACCAUUGUAUCAAGGCCUACUGUACCCUGGUACAAUGACGACAUACACAAGGCAAAGCUUUUACGCAGAAAGGCAGAAAGAAAAUGGAAGAAAACAAAACGGGAAACUGAUUUUCAGCUAUUCAAGAAGCGGGGGAAUCACGUGACGCAUCUCCGUAAUGAGGCUAAGCGCAAGUUUUUCACGGACUUUGUUGAGGAUAAUCGUAGUGACCAGGGGAGGUUAUUUCGUGCCACCAGGACGCUGCUUGGAAAGAAUGAUAGCACACCGUCGUUUCCUGACUUUGAUAAUGUCUUUACUUGUGAAUGAUAUAGCACGAUUCUUUGCGCGGAAGAUAAUGCGGAUACGUGAUCAAAUAGACUCCAUCGUUAUUGCUGAUAUGGAUACUGUACCAGAUGAUCCUAUAGUCAGUGAUGCAAAGAUACUGUCGGAGUUCAAGCCCCUCUCUGAAACUGACAUUUUGGCACUUAUUCAGAAGUCAUCAAAGAAAACGUGUAAUCUAGACCCCAUGCCGACUAAACUUAUGGUAGAAUCACUUGAUCAUCUGUUACCUGUUAUUACUAAGAUGAUCAAUUCAUCGCUAAUUGGGGAACACUUUCCGAAGGUAUGGAAGCAAGCCCUUAUUGAUCCUCGCUACAAAAAAGCUGGAAUUAAUGACUUCACUAAUCUUCGUCCAGUUAGUAACCUGCAGUAUGUGUCUAAAUUGGUAGAGCGUGCAGUAUUUGACCAGGUACAUGCACACCUUUCUGAACAUGACCUCUAACCCUUGUUGCAAUCUGCGUAUAGACGAGGUCACAACACAUAAACAGCCUUACGCAAGAUAUGUAAUGAUAUAUUAAUGGCAAUGAAUCGUCAGCAAGUUGUUCUGCUUGUGUUGUUGGAUCUGAGUGCUGCCUUCGAUAGGGUGGAACAUUCUGUGUUACUAUCUCGUCUGAGCACAAGUUUUGGGAUCCGAGGUACAGCACUGGAGUGGUUUGCGUCAUACCUGUCCGGACGUUCUCAACGUGUCUCAAUAAGUGGCAAGUGUUCAGAAUCUCUACAGUUAAAUCAAGGAGUUCCUCAAGGGUCGUGUUUAGGGCCGUUACUGUUUACUCUGUAUGCCAGUAAACUGUUUGAAGUUGUCAAGAGACACCUGCCUAGUGUUCACGCUUAUGCAGACGAUAUGCAGUUAUAUUUAGCGUUUAAACCUGGCUGUGCCUCAAGUACUGAUGAUGCCAUUGCUGCUAUGGAACGGUGUGUAAAUGAGAUAAGAGCCUGGAUGCUAUGUGACAAACUGAAGAUAAAUGAUGGCAAAACAGAGUUUUUAAUAAUAGGCACCCGUCAGCAACUAUCCAAGGUUCAUGUUGACUCGCUUGCAGUAGGGGAUGCUCAAGUGUCGCCUGUUCAGUCGGUUAAGAACUUAGGAACAUGUAUAGAUAGUAACAUGGGUCUUCAAGUUAAUAUCAAUAACACGUGUAAAGAUGCCUAUUACUACAUUACGAAUGUAACACGAAUAAGAAAAUAUUUAAGUAACCAAGCAACCCAGACACUUGUUCAUGCUCUAAUAAUUUGGCGCAUUGACUAUUGUAAUAGUAUUCUGUAUGGGUUACAAGCUAAACAAAUAGCAAAGUUACAACGGCUCCAGAAUUCCGCAGCAAGACUUAUUUUUAAGAUUCCUAGGUUUCAUCACAUCUCACCAAUUCUGUGUACGCUUCAUUGGCUUCCAGUAGAAUUUAGGAGACAUUUUAAGAUUAUUAUAAUUACUUUUAAAGCGAUCCAUGGACAAGCUCCGGUAUAUCUACAAGAACUCAUUAACAAAAGGGAGGAAAAGAGUUACAAUUUAAGAUCGUGUGCAAUGGGAAUCAUGCUUCAAACGCCUAGAACUUUAACUAAAAAGACAUUGGGUGACCAUGCUUUUUUAGCUGUGGCACCUAAACUGUGGAAUGGUUUACCAUCACAAAUACGAAAUGAGCCCAAUUUUCAUAGGUUUAAAGGUUUACUUAAGACCCAUUUUUUUAGAUUAGCUUUUUAUUGGGAUUUUUUAGGAUUAUAUAUAUAUUGUAUUUUUUAUAGAUCCAUUGUUUUUUAUACAAUAUUUUUAGUUAUUUUGGAUAACUUAUUAAUGUCGAUAAUUUACUUUCAUGUAAUGCGCAUUUGAUCAUAUUCACAUGUAUUUUGCGCAAUAUAAAUAUUAAAUUAUUAUUAUUAUUAUUAUUAUUAUUAGAGGAAGUGACACUAGCGAUUGAAGGGUCAUCAUGGAAGCCUUACGGUUCCGAACAACGAGAAGAUGUCCUUUACGACUUUGACCGUGCACAGUCAGACAUCUUGUUGUGGAAAGCGCGCAUUGGUCGCUCAAUAAAUCAGGAAGAGGCGAAACAAGAUGCACUAAGUGUGCCAUUCUGAUGAUGGACUGGGCUAUGAAGUUCCUCCAAAUAAAAUUUCGUGAGAAACAGUCUGAAUGGUUCGGCAAACGGGGGCUGAGCUGGCAUAUUUCCACCCUUAUAACUAAGAACGUUAAUUAUUGACUCUGGAAAAAUUGAGCUGAAAUCGUAUGCUCAUGUCUUCGACUCUUGCCAACAAGACUGGUACGCAGUAUGCUCGAUCAUCGAAAACACGCUAGAGGUUGUAAAGAAAGAACAUCCCCAGACUACCCAAGUGAACCUAAGGAGUGAUGAAGCAGGCUGUUACCACAAUAACGUUUUAUUAGCCGCCGUUAGGGAUGCCGGAAGACGAGUAGGCAUUGAAGUAGCACGGUAUGACUUUUCCGAGCCGCAGUAUGGAAAAGAUAUCUGUGAUAGAAUCCUU